AUGGUCAAGGGUCACUCAUCCAUGGUCAAGAUAAGGAAGUCCAAUACGGUGCUAGUGAGCAAGUUCGAUGCUAAGAGGAAAAAGAAGAAGCCUACUACCAUCCCUCAAUUGGCACGAAAACCUUCUUUCCCUACAAAGGAAGGGUCUUCCUUCAACAGACCGAGUAAUCCACCAAAGAAGGACACCAAGGACGUGAAGCUAGGUGACAUUGUGUGUUACAAAUGUGGAGGACGAGGUCAUUACAAGAAGGAUUGUCCUAAUACUAGGGCGUUAACCAUACAAGAGGAGGAAGAAGAAGUUGAAGAUGAUUGUGAUGAUUGCAUGGCCGAGCCAGAGGGGAAGACUAGCCUCGUGAUUAGGAGGGCCUUGCAAGCACGUGUGGAAGAGCAUGCUGCCCCCCAACGCCAACACAUUUUCAUCACCCGUUGUAGAAUUGGUGACGAGGUAUGUGAUUUGAUUAUUGAUGGAGGGAGUGAGGCUAAUACCGUGUCUAAGACCUUAGUAUCUAAACUUGGUCUAACUACUACUAAUCAUCCACAACCUUACAAGUUGAGUUGGUUAAAUUCAAAUGCUAGCACCGGGGUUAGGAAGCAAUGCAUGGUUUCUUUUUGUGUUGGUUCAUAUUGUGAUUCUAUAUUAUGUGAUGUUGUGUCUAUGGAUGCUUGUCAUAUUCUACUUGGUAGGCCUUGGCAAACGGAUAAAAAAUCUAUACAUGAUGGGUAUCACAAUACGUAUACCAUAGUCCAUGAAGGGAGGAAGAAAAAACUACACCCUUUACCACCCCCACGGUUUUCACCAUCACAAACCCCACAAAAAGAAGUAUCCUUGUUGUCUCUUAAAGAGUUUGAGAGGGAGUUGGAAGGUGAGGGAGAGUUGUUCAUGCUGUACUCCAAGGAAACCCACGAAAAAUUUGUUGCUCAUAAUCCUAGGUUAGCCCAAUUGAUUAAGGAUUUUGAGGACGUUUUUCCGGAUGAAUUACCUAAAGGACUACCACCCAUACGAGGAAUUGAGCAUCAAAUUGAUCUCAUUCCCGGAGCACCCUUGCCAAAUAAACCAGCCUAUAGAUGUAACCCUUUAGAAACUAAGGAGUUACAACGACAAAUUGAAGAGCUAAUGGGUAUGGGUUAUGUGCGUGAGUCCAUGAGUCCAUGUGCCGUUCCUGCUUUGUUGGUCCCUAAGAAAGAUGGUACUUGGAGAAUGUGUAUUGAUAGUAGAGCCGUUAAUAACAUUACCAUCAAGUACAGGUUUCCAAUUCCAAGGCUUGAUGACAUGCUUGAUGAGCUGAGUGGUUCCAAGGUCUUCUCAAAAGUAGACUUGAGAAGUGGGUAUCAUCAAAUUCGCAUGAGAGAAGGGGAUGAAUGGAAGACUGCGUUCAAGACAAAGCAUGGGUUGUAUGAGUGGCUCGUCAUGCCAUUUGGCCUUACAAAUGCCCCUAGCACGUUCAUGAGAUUAAUGAAUGAAGUGCUAAGGCCAUUUCUUGGCAAGUUUGUGGUAGUAUACUUGGAUGACAUUCUCAUUUAUUCACGUGAUGAAGAAGCUCAUUUUGAUCAUCUUUUUCAAGUAUUUUCUGUUUUAAGACAAGAAAAAUUGUAUGGGAAACUAGAAAAAUGUGAUUUUUUAUUGUAUGAAGUCAUGUUUCUUGGCUAUAUAGUUUCAGGUGAUGGCGUGAAGGUAGACCCUAGCAAAAUUGAAGCAAUUCAAUCAUGGCCUAGUCCGAAGACACUCACGGAAGUACUUGGGUUCGAUUUGAUCAAGGAGUAUUAUCAAGAAGAUGAUGAACUCAAGGGGAUAAUUGAAAAAUGUGUCCAUGGAGUCUAUGAUCUGUUUUCCUUACAUAAUGGUUUUCUUUUUAAAGGAAAUAGAUUAUGUAUUCCAAAAUGUCCCAUUAGAAGUUUGUUGAUACAUGAAGCUCAUGGGGGAGGACUAGCUGGUCACGUUGGUAUUCACAAGACAAUGGAGCUUCUCCAAGCUCACUUUUAUUGGCCGAAAAUGUUAGCCACGGUUCAUCGUGUG
Chenopodium quinoa (quinoa) is the source of this 2013-nucleotide messenger RNA. RefSeq lists its product as uncharacterized. Gene Ontology annotation, molecular function: zinc ion binding; nucleic acid binding. The transcript has 4 exons. Lineage: Eukaryota; Viridiplantae; Streptophyta; Magnoliopsida; Caryophyllales; Amaranthaceae. The annotation marks the transcript as partial. The record is from RefSeq and is a predicted model, not a curated record.